CAGAUCGUUUUGUGUAAAUUGAACAAUGAAAUAUUAUUGUUCAUCUGCUACAGAAAUAUUUUGAGUCUGUGUUCUAUUGAGCGCAAUUUGCAGUGUGCUCAUACAGUAGAGAUGCAAUUUUAUCUAUUUAGCAUUUUGUGAGAGUGUAAUGUAAUAAAAGAUCACUGAUAUGGAUUGGAGAAAAAUGGUUCUAUUUCCUUCAAUUUUUGUAGUUAUUGUGGUAUCUUUUCUGGCCAAUGAUGUGACCGCUGUCAAACUGCGCUAUCUCUCAGAACCGACCGAACAGUUUGUCACUGAAGCAGAUUUGGGAUACGAAACUGAGAGCUCGGGAUCCACUAGGAGGUUAUGGGAACGUGGCGUCAUGGGUCCGGCGGGCUUCCUUUACAAAUGUUGGUUCACACGAUGGAUAGCCAAAUGGUAUAUAAAGCGCAAAAAGAAACAAGCUAUGAAAAAAGCCAAAAAUAUGAAAAACAAAAUUAAAGCAAAGAAGCCAAAAAUAUGAAAAACAAAAUGAAAGCAAAGAAACCUUUCCGUUGAUUCUUUCAGCAUGACUUUAUCCUCAGUAAAUGAAUAAAUAUCUUCAUAGUAAAUUAAUACAUUCAGGGACGUUUUCAAUUUGAUAAAUUGACUUAAUGCAUCCUGUUAUAAAAUGUGGUUUGGAUUAUUAAAAAUUAUAAAAAUCAA
This is a messenger RNA of Nilaparvata lugens (brown planthopper), 684 nucleotides long. RefSeq lists its product as uncharacterized. The record is from RefSeq and is a predicted model, not a curated record. Bases 170 to 502 code for a protein of 110 amino acids. The transcript is spliced from 2 exons. NCBI's taxonomy places the organism in Eukaryota, Metazoa, Arthropoda, Insecta, Hemiptera, Delphacidae.